This is a messenger RNA of Salarias fasciatus (jewelled blenny), 948 nucleotides long. RefSeq names its product odorant receptor 131-2-like. Gene Ontology annotation, cellular component: membrane. Gene Ontology annotation, biological process: G protein-coupled receptor signaling pathway; detection of chemical stimulus involved in sensory perception of smell. The record is from RefSeq and is a predicted model, not a curated record. The transcript is spliced from 2 exons. The coding region runs from base 1 to 948 and encodes 315 amino acids. NCBI's taxonomy places the organism in Eukaryota, Metazoa, Chordata, Actinopteri, Blenniiformes, Blenniidae. Gene Ontology annotation, molecular function: odorant binding; G protein-coupled receptor activity; olfactory receptor activity.
AUGACUUCCUCGUCUGAUGCCAACGUGUCGGCUGUUUUUCACUAUCGAGACACUGCGAGUUCAGCUGUAGCCAAAAAUGUGAUCCUCCUGGCUAUCGGUGUCAUCAUCAACUACAUCAACGGGACGCUGGUACACACCUUCAGGAAACACCAGAUCUUUUACUUAAAUCCUCGGUACAUCCUGUUCAUCCACCUGGUGAUAAACGACAUGAUCCAGCUCACCUCGUCCAUCAGUCUCUUCGUCGCCAGUUACAUCUUCUACAAAAUCAAUGCGUCCGUCUGUUGCCUCAUCAUUACUUUAGCUCUCUUCACCACUUCAAACACACCGUUAAAUCUUGCUGUCAUGGCCGUGGAAUGCUUCAUCGCCAUUUGCUUCCCGUUGCGACACAAUGAGUUAUGCACUAUCAAACGAACGUACAUCCUGAUUGGAUGUAUUUGGGCUCUCAGUUCAAUCUCAAUUUUAGCAGACAUCUGUAUUGCUUUGGCAACUGAGCCUCUACGUUUGUUAUAUUCCAAAUUAUUGUGCGAAAGGAACCUUGUCUUCCGACAUCCACUAAGCACUAAGAGUCAGGAAAUUUCCUCCAUAAUUUACCUGAUUGGUGUUUGGAUUACCAUUUUCUACACUUAUCUUCACAUUAUUUUUGCCGCUAAAGCCGCAAAAGCAAAAAAACCUGACAGUGACACAACAAAGGCCAGAAAUACGAUCCUGCUUCACAGCUUUCAGCUACUGCUGUGCAUGCUAACCUACGUAUACGAUCAAAUUAUACGAAGUUUGCUGUAUUGGUUCCCUAAAUAUUUUCUCCAUGUCCUGUAUGUUUGCUUCAUCUUCAUCCAGAUCCUCCCCAGACUCAUCAGUCCGAUUGUCUAUGGGCUGCGAGACAAAACCUUUAAACAGUAUCUGAAAAAGUAUUUGCUGUGUACCGUUAGAGGACAGUCGGCGGACUUCUGA